AGCGUAGCUCAAGGAGGAUAUUGCUGAUGGUAGGAGCUAUCGCAGCAACUCAUCCUAAAGAACAGCAGUCUAUACUUUGGGUUCUUUCUAUAUCAGAUACUCAUGUAGACAGCCUGAAUGGAACAGCGCUAACAGGAAAAUCGUCCACUGUCAGGUAAAACUGUAGCUGCUCUGUGAUUAAGCAUGUAAAGGAUAAACGCACAAAAUAGCACUAGCUUUAGAAACAGCUCCAAAAGUUCUGCAAUAUCUGGGUGCUGUGCUGCAACAAGUAACGUUUGUGAGAGAUGUGGGGAGCAUAGUAUGUCAGCCCCUGUCUGUGACAAUUUAGGAGUUCAGGAUGUGCAUUAGUGCGCUGUUACUGGCAUCCCAGUGAUGUAAAAGCAACAACUUGCAGUUGCCCUUUAGGUGUUUGCCCUUUAGAAAUGAGUCCAAGUUUACCCAGAUAAACUUGCUUCUCUGCAGGCAACAUGGUGGAGUGGUGUUUACCCCAAGAUAUUGAUUUGGAAGGCGUGGAAUUCAAGUCCAUGGCAAGCGGGUCCCAUAAAAUCCAGUCAGAUUUCAUUUAUUUCCGGAAGGGGCUCUGUUUUGGCCUGGCCUGCUUUGCCAACAUGCCCGUGGAGAGUGAGUUAGAGCGUGGUGCCCGCAUGAAGUCCGUGGGGAUUCUCUCCCCUUCCUACACCCUGCUGUAUAGGUACAUGCACUUCCUGGAGAACCAGGUCAGACACCAGCUGGAGAUGCCAGGGCACUACUCCCAUCUAGAGGCGUUCUAUGAUGACAAGAAAGGAGUUCUCCCUGAUAGCAAGGGCACCCCCACCUCUCAGCAACCUGUCCACUGGCUGCCAUCCAUCCACAGAUACAUGUACCCUGAGAUGAAGAUCACACACCCUGCUGGCUGUAUGUCUCAGUUCAUCAAAUUCUUUGGUGAGCAGAUCCUUGUCCUCUGGAAGUUUGCCCUGCUGCGCAAGCGCAUAUUGAUAUUUUCGCCGCCCCCAGUUGGAGUUGUCUGCUAUAGAGUGUAUUGCUGUUGUUGCCUUGCCAAUGUUUCUUUGCCUGGUCUUGGAGGAGCUGUCCCAGAGUCCAAACCAUUCUUCUAUGUGAAUGUGGCAGACAUAGAAAUGCUGGAGACAGAAGUAUCAUAUGUGGCCUGUACAACAGAAAAGAUCUUUGAGGAGAAACGGGAUCUCUAUGAUGUCUAUGUGGACAACCAGAAUGUGAAGACGCAUCAUGAGCAUCUGCAACCACUUCUGAAAAUUAACAAUGCUGACAAGGAGAAGUACCGACGGCUCAAUGACCAGAGGCAGAUGUUAAUGUAUUCUCAAGAAGUGGGUGAGGAUUGUAGCUCCUGUGAAGAGGACCUUUUCAUCUUGUUUUUCAUGGAGCAGAACAACCGCAUAUUUCAGACGCUGAUGGAGGUGUCAGCCAGCCAGGACAAGACACUGACAGCUGACCACGCACGAGGCAUGGGCCUGGAUCCCCAAGGGGAUCGAAGUUUCCUUAUGGACCUGCUGGAAGUGUAUGGCAUUGAUGUUAUGCUAGUCAUUGACAACCCCUGCUGCACCUAAACCAAGGGCAAGAGAGAUGGGGAGCAAAGAUCACUUUUUAAAGACUACCAGACAUUGCUUAGGAGGAUCACUGGAACUUACUACAGCCACUGGAUGGAUCUCAUUUUAUUUAAUAACUUUAUAUGGAGAAUAUUUAUAAUUUUAAAACAAAAUGUGAUUUUAUUUUCUCCCCCUCAACUUCCCAACGAGUACCUGCUCCAGGUUUGGGUUUUUUUUUUUUGUUGGUUGGUUGGUUUGGGUUUUUGUUUAGAUAGGACCAGUGGCACCUUUGCACCAAUCCUCACUGUUGCCAGUGAUAGCUAGGUUUUGGCCUAGCCUGGAUACCUGAGGGCUGAAGACUUCAGGAAAGCACUUUGUCUGAUGGGGACCAAUGUGAAAUGCUGUAGCUGAGCUCUCAAGACUUGACUGGAAAACCCUCCCAUCAUCCCCUCUUCCACUUGGGGACUGAAGAGAGCUUCAGCACAGGCUGUUAGUGGCCCAGUCUCAUAAAACAUCUCCUGUCCUACCAUGUUUAUUGGUGGGGGCAGUUAAACCAAUGAUAAAAAACAGGACUCCUUUCAACACCCCUCAUCCAACCUUUAGUAGCGGAGUUGGACCAAAGCCACCCUUCCUCAUCAAUGGUAGAAGCAAGUUUGGGGUAAGGGGGUGCUACAGGAUCUUACGACUUUGCUUACUGGAGCGGCACGGUUUCACUUCCAGCAUAUGAGGUGGUAUAAACUGGCAAAGACUAUACCUACCUAUCUCAUAGCUGGAGAAGAGCACCAUCUCUGCUUAGUCUCUCCUACCCCUUCCUCUGGUUUUCAGUUGCAUCACACCUGCAGCUUUGGUUUAAAAUCUUCAAACCAGCAAGAUGGUCUCCCAUUUAACAGGGACCAACGUCACUGAGCCACCUUCCAGGCACUAUGUUCUCCAGCUUCAGCUCAGCUGGUGCUGGGCCGGAUUGGGUUGAAUUAAGUAUGCUUUAACUAAUGUCACUAGCCUGUCCUUUGUAGCGGCUGGUACUUGUCACUCCUUUGCUUUAACAUCGUCUGCUGAUCCUCCUCUUGUCGAGCAGCCUUCAGCACUGCCUGCCGCUGUCCUUGGCUUUCAGUGCGAGACAGAGAGCAGUAUGCGACCUUUCAGCUGGAAUGGCUUUGCAGUUUGUGGGAGGUUCCCUUGGAGUUUGGUGGUCUUAACUGGUGCAGCUGCUAGAAGCAAUGUCUAACAGCAAGCCUUUUUUUCUUCCUGGGCAGAAAAGCUGUAGAACCAAAUGAACAGUGUUUCUUAUUCUCGUGCUGUGGAAAGAACACGAUUCAGUUCGUGCAGGACCAGUGGUGACCUCCAGGAAGACUGUCCCAGGAAAGAGUAAUCCCUUUGCCACACAAAAUCAAAGAAUGGUACUCUGGGUUCUAGGUGUGACAUGUUGCUGUGCCCAAAAUCCUUCAGCCAGUAGUAGCAUCAGCUUUAAGUUAACUGUUCUUCCUGAACUGUGGCUAUCACUAAUUAGCUGCUGCUUCUACCAUAAUAGACUUCAGCACCCUUGGAGCCUUCCUGUGGUUUGUAGAAAUACAAACUGUAGCUGAUGUAUUCAUUUAUCCUACCAUUUAAUAGGAUGAGAGAGAGCCUGAACUACCGAAGUCUUUUUAAAACAAGUGAAGCAAAUGUUCUGCAAGUAGACCCUCUGUGGAUUGUUUCCCUCUGGAAGGAAAGAGGCUGGCACAUCUUGUUUUUCCUUGAAGGCUAUCUGCAGCAAAGGGGUAGUUUCGCUUGCUGUGGAUUCAGAGGUUUUAGUGAGGCAUGGGAUCAAGGGCCUCACAAGGCUUAUUGCACAGUUCACUGGUAUGAGCUUCAGCUUAUUAUGUUCCUGUGAUCUGCCUGUCUCUGAGCAGUUGCUCCCCUGCCUGCUUUUUCAGGGCUUUGGAUGUUUUUGUACAGAAGAAAACAUGCUGCUGCUUGUAUUGCCAGUUGCUCAGAACUAUAAAGUAAUCGUCCUUAGAAGGUUGGAGGAAAAAAAAAAAGGAUAAAGAAGAAAAAACAGAGCUGACUAAUGGAAAGAUCAGUUUCUUUUCCUUAAGAAAAGGCUUUGUUUUUAAAUUGACACUCUAGUAUCGAAGUGACGCACAAUCUCCAUGCUUUUUUCUAACUUCCACUUUAGUUUUAACAUGCUGUCUGCAGUGAAGAUCCCUGAGGAAGCAUAGCUGGUACUGCAUUACUGUCACUUACUUAACUUCCUUCAGAUACAAAAAAAGGAACUAGUCUCUGGCAAUUCUUCCUCUCACUUUCUUGAAGGUUUGCUACAUAGUUUAGCUGUGGUUAGCUGUUAAUGACUUUCUGUUCUCUCUGAUGUCAGUAGUUAUUUUGCUGAACUAAACAGAAACACGCCUUUAAUUUGUCAUUGACUGCAGAGGCUGUAAAAUUUCAGAGGCUUUCUAACAAACACCCUGCAUUGGAGUGCUAUGUUCACGAGCUCUCAGAACAUCAGGUCUACUAGACAGCACUGCUAGAGCCCACCCAGCAGAGCCUCCUGAAAUUGCUAUUUGACAUUUAUUAAAGCUCUGCUUCCCAGAAACUAGGUCUUCAGUUGCUAGCAGUAGUGUGGGUGCAGAAGCAUCAAAGCAAGCAGAUUACUGUAAAAGUAGCAUCCACGCUACAUCCCAGCUGGAUGGCUACAGCCUAUUUUGCUCUUCCUUGUAAUUUUGCUUCUCUACAGCCUCUCUUGGCAGGUGAUUGCUACAGAAGACAGAAAACAGAACAAAAAGACUUCUCUAUCCUAACCCACCCUUGUUUGAUUUGCUGCAAAAGAACUUUCCACCUGCGCUUCCCUUUUCCAAUAGACAUUGCUUUUAUUGUUGUCACAUGUGGAAAAUCCUUGGUAAAUGGGCACAUAAUAUAAACAAAUGGCUACGGCUUGGGCCAUGAGGGCUUGUUCAGUAGGCCGUUUUUGUUUGGAACCAACUUUGCUGAAUCUUACCUUACUGGGAGGUAACAUAACUCAAGGUAAAACAGUUAAGUGCAUACAUUUAAAAUCCCCUCCUUGGCACUUACUUAGCAGUUGCUUUUUUCAAUACUAGCAGCUGGAAGGGAGACGGUUACUUGGUGUAUUUUGAAUUAAAAGAGGAAGGAAAGUGUGGCAUAAGGUAGGGUAUUGCCAAUUACUGCAAAAAUUCUCUUCUCCAUUUGAAGUACUUUGCCUUUACAGUGGUGCCUUUAAUUUCUUUGGUGUGAUGUCUCUGGUCAGUAGCUUGUGAUCAGAGCCCAGGCUGAAUGGUGGUUACAGGAACCACGUAUAUAUCCUGUGUCCCGGUACACGCAGCCUGGUACGCUCCUCUCUUAACACCCAAGUCAUAGCACAGCCAUUGCGGGUUCUCAGUUGGUACUUGCUUGAGCUUAAAACAGGAGAGCAAGAGCUUCAUAGUUGCAUCUUAACUUAAGUUGCACUAGAAAUGUAUAAUCAAGUAAUGAAUCAUUACUGCUUGUACUAUCUGGAUUGGAAGGUAAAGCUUGGGAGAGAAAUAAAAGCUAGGUUUUACAUCUGAACAAGGAAUACCAUGCCAGACAUUUAAAUCAUGCAGAAGUCUUCUCACUGCAAGGUUAGGCCAAGCUGCAUAGAGCCAAGCACAACUCAGAACUAUAAUGGAUAUUAGGAGAAAGACAUUUUACUGAAUUAGAGUUCAGAUUUGUCUUGGAGACAUGCUAAAAUACCUUAUUUUCUAGCAUAUAUGAAGCAGUUACUCCCAUGUAUGUUAGAGCUAACGGUCAUGUCUGUCACAGGAGAUGAGUUCACUUAUCCAGCAUCCUUAAGGGCAGAAGAAAGUUCCAUCACCUUGUCAAGGGAAAGUAGCUUACUGUACAGCUUACUCUGUAAAGCAGUGCUAUUGUAAUACUUCUUCCAUUUUAAGAACUGCCAAAGUUAAUGGGCAAAAAGCUAGGAGCAGCUGUGGCCCUCCUGGUGGCAGACUAUGCAAGGGACAGGCAUGCUUUGCUCUGGGAGGGGGAAGGGCAAGAGAACUCUGUCCUAAUGCAGAAGUCUAGGUACAAAGCAUGUGCACUAACCCAAAUUCUCUCACCAUAGCUAUUACUUCUAAGUUAGUUGUCUCCUUUCUCUCCUCCUGCCCCCCCCCUCCCCUGGCCAAAGCUAGAGGUCUAGUGAUUAUGGGAGAAGGCAACACAUAUGUCUUUUGCAAGAGACUGGAAUGUACUGACUUAACAGAACGAUAUGUCUGUCUAAACCAGAGGCUACAUAAUGCCCGUGAACCAGGAUUUCAGGUCCUGGUUAAUGCAACAUGCCAUUCGAAUGGGAAUGUUUAAUCACGGUUAAAAUAAACAGGUGCCUUGGGCUGGUCUAUCAUUAGGUUGUUAUCCUUCCUUUUUAUUUGUUACGGUAUUUUAAGCCCUUGUAGAAUGGACUGUAAGAUGAAGCCAUGAGUGGGACCUAGGAUUCUACUCCUGCUUCCUGUCUUGGAGUUCAUACAAAGAAAGUUGUUUGUCUUGCUGUCAGACAGAAACAUGAGAACUGAGUCCUUUCCUCAACACUGUAGAUAGUGGGUUCAGCCCCUGCUUAUUUUAUGUCAUGUUUUCCUCACACCUUCCCUCUGAAUGUUGCAAUUCAGAGGUCUAGAACCACUCCAUACUGGAAGACCUCUGAAUUGCAGAGGAAGGAGAAAAAUUACUUGAAUGGUAUUUAUACAAGCUACUCAACUUAUGCUGAUAUGAAUAUUUAAAUAUCAGCCUGUGCUUCGGACGAUCUUUGGUACUUAAACAUCAGAGCAGCAUUAACAAUACCAAUACAAUACCAAUUCUGAAGGGAGUUCUUGGUUACCCUCAAGCAAGGAAUCACAUUGCAAUGGGAGCUGUGCGUCUGAUACUGUGGAGGAGAAUUAGUCAUUUUCCCUGAAAAUGGUACAGAUGAACCAGAAGCUAGUUCUUACCAUCUUGCCCCUUGCAGCA
Messenger RNA from Egretta garzetta (little egret), 6488 nucleotides. It is a transcript of the gene DENND11, whose product is annotated as DENN domain containing 11. The record is from RefSeq and is a predicted model, not a curated record. Gene Ontology annotation, cellular component: cytoplasm. Bases 468 to 1562 code for a protein of 364 amino acids. NCBI's taxonomy places the organism in Eukaryota, Metazoa, Chordata, Aves, Pelecaniformes, Ardeidae. The transcript is spliced from 8 exons.